AUGCCAUAUCUCCAAUAUUCAACUGGAAUAUAUGACCCUGUGCUCGUGGAGGGAUGGGUAGUAGUCGAUGUCGAUGUCGCACCGGGGUCCGAGACACUGCUCGAAGUAGACGAAGAGCUUGAAGCAGAAGAGGAUUGCACUGAACUGGAAGCAAUCGAUGUUGGCAAAGGGCUAGAAGCCGAGCUUAGGACCGGGUUCAAGAGCACGAGAUUUGCCGUACUCCUAUAUAAGGAAUUUUUACCACACCCGGGACUCGAUUCCGAACCAGGGUCCAUCAGUUGGAGUGAGGAAAAUCGACUGCCCAGCAACCGCUCCAUCGCACAAUCCGUCCAAUGCGCCAAGGGCGUUUCCGACAGCGACUAG
Aspergillus oryzae RIB40 is the source of this 363-nucleotide messenger RNA. RefSeq lists its product as uncharacterized. The transcript has 2 exons. NCBI's taxonomy places the organism in Eukaryota, Fungi, Ascomycota, Eurotiomycetes, Eurotiales, Aspergillaceae. Bases 1 to 363 code for a protein of 120 amino acids. The record is from RefSeq and is a predicted model, not a curated record.